AUGGAUCCGCGCGUGGCCUGGAUCCAGCCGGAGCAGAAGGGGCCGGCCAAUGCCCUGUGGAUGCAGAUCUGGGAGACCUCGCAGGGCGUGGGCCGCGGCGGCGCGGGCUUCGCGUCCUACUUCUGCCUCAACUCGCCGGCGCUGGACACGGCGGCCGCGCCGGGGGCGGCCGGGCGGGGCGGCGGCCUGGGCCCCGCUCUGUCCGCCGCGUCGCCCCCGCCGCCGGCGCCCGGGCCCUCCGCUCUGCCCCCUGCACUGCUGACGGCGCUCGGGCCCGCGGCCGAGGGCGCGCGGCGCYUGCACAAGUCGCCGUCGCUGUCGUCCUCGUCCUCGUCCUCGUCCAACGCGGAGUCGGGCACCGAGAGCCCCGGCUGCUCCUCGUCGUCCUCCAGCAGCGCCUCGCUGGGCCGGGCGGGCGGCGGCCGCGGCGGCGCCUUCUUUGGCUUCGCCGACGGCGCGCCCAGCGCUCCCGGCGCGGCUAACGGGCACUCCGGGCCGCGCGGCCCCGCGCCCGCAGGCUCCCCACCGCAGCACCAGUUCCAUCCCGGCCGCCGGAAACGCGAGAACAAGGCCAGCACCUACGGCCUCAACUACCUGCUGUCGGGCAGCCGCGCGGCCGCGCUGAGCGGAGGGGGCGGCCCGGGGGCCCAGGCGCCGCGGCCCGGCACGCCGUGGAAGAGCCGCGCGUACAGCCCCGGCAUCCAGGGACUUCAUGAGGAAAUAAUUGACUUUUAUAACUUCAUGUCCCCUUGUCCUGAAGAAGCAGCCAUGAGAAGGGAGGUGGUGAAGCGGAUCGAAACUGUAGUCAAAGACCUCUGGCCAACGGCUGAUGUGCAGAUAUUUGGCAGCUUUAGCACAGGUCUCUACCUUCCAACAAGUGACAUAGAUCUGGUGGUCUUUGGAAAAUGGGAACGCCCUCCUUUACAGCUGUUGGAACAAGCCCUGCGGAAGCACAACGUGGCUGAGCCGUGUUCCAUCAAAGUCCUUGACAAAGCUACAGUACCGAUAAUAAAACUCACAGAUCAGGAGACUGAAGUUAAAGUCGACAUCAGCUUUAACAUGGAGACUGGUGUCCGGGCAGCAGAGUUCAUCAAGAAUUACAUGAAGAAGUAUUCUCUGCUGCCUUACUUGAUCUUAGUGUUGAAGCAGUUCCUCCUGCAGAGGGACCUGAAUGAAGUCUUCACAGGUGGAAUCAGCUCGUACAGCCUGAUUUUAAUGGCCAUCAGCUUUCUGCAGUUGCAUCCAAGAAUUGAUGCCCGGAGAGCUGAUGAAAACCUUGGAAUGCUUCUCGUAGAAUUUUUUGAACUCUACGGAAGAAAUUUUAAUUACUUGAAAACUGGUAUUAGAAUAAAAGAAGGAGGUGCCUAUAUCGCCAAAGAAGAGAUCAUGAAAGCCAUGACCAGCGGGUACAGACCAUCGAUGCUAUGUAUCGAGGACCCCCUGCUGCCUGGAAAUGAUGUUGGCCGGAGCUCCUACGGGGCCAUGCAGGUGAAACAGGUGUUUGACUACGCCUACAUUGUGCUCAGUCAUGCUGUGUCACCGCUCGCCAGGUCCUAUCCCAACAGGGACUCCGAAAGUACUCUAGGAAGAAUCAUCAAAGUGACUCAGGAAGUGAUCGACUACCGGAGGUGGAUCAAGGAGAAGUGGGGCAGCAGAGUCCAUGCAGCACCAGAUCUCGACAACAGGAUCAAGAUAAAGGAACGAGUCACUACGUGCAACGGGGAGCAGACUCAGAGCCGAGAGCCCGGGUCACCCUAUAGCCAGCGCCUGACUUUGUCCCUGUCUAGUCCCCAGCUCCUCUCUUCAGGCUCCUCUGCUUCCUCUGUGUCUUCACUUUCUGGAAGUGACAUUGAYUCCGACACACCACCCUGUACCACACCCAGCGUUUACCAGUUCAGCCUGCAGGCGCCAGCAGCUCUGAUGGCCAGCCUACCCGCUGCCUUGCCAGUGCCCAGUGGCAAGCCUCAGUCCACUCCCUCCAGAGCACUGAUCAUGACAACCAACAGUCAGACCAGGUUCACUAUCCCUCCGCCGACCCUUGGGGUUGCUCCUGUUCCUUGCAGACAGGCAGGUGUUGAAGGAACUGUGUCCUUGAAAGCCGUCCACCACGUGUCUUCCCCAGCCAUUCCCUCGGCGUCCCCCAACCCACUGUCGAGUCCUCACCUGUAUCACAAGCAGCACAACGGAAUGAAACUGUCCAUGAAAGGCUCCCACAGCCAUGCCCAAGGUGGUGGCUACAGCUCUGUGGGCAGCGGAGGCGUGCGGCCCCCUGUGGGCAACCGGGGACACCACCAGUAUAACCGCACCGGCUGGAGGAGGAAAAAGCAUGCGCACACCAGGGACAGCCUGCCCGUGAGUCUCAGCAGAUAAUGGCUCCUGGCUGUGCGCCCACCCCCAGACUGCCCAGUGGCCUCGGCACCACGGGGAGCCGAGACCAACAACUAGCACCUGCGACGUGGCUGCCCAGCACCCGGCUGAUCACUCUGCAUGUCUUUGUGUGGUGGUCGCGCCCAUUUUAAAGAACAGCCCCUGUGGCGCCCACGGARCCUCACCAGAAAGGGGUGCACCGCGCCUUCCAGGAGCCCCCGCCCAGCCCAGCAGCGCCGGCUCAGGACCGCUGGGAUGCGGGCCACUCUCGUGUCUGCAGUAGCCGUGUGGGUCCUUUGCGGGUGGGGUUUUCGUUUCCUGUCGUCAGCCGAGAGCCGCCGUCCGUCUUCCCCAGCGUGCAGGGCUGGAGGCCGUGUUUUACUGCCCUCAAGUUUUGUUUGAAACUUCAGAACUGUUUUUCUAUGUAAAUAUUGAAAACUUAUGAUUUGUGCAAUAACUCAAAUAUUUUUUAUUUAAUUUCAUAUUUUCACAUAAGUUAUAUUUAAGGGAAGAGGGAAUUUUUUUAAACAAGCUUAGAUCCUUUCCCAAGUUACAUUUUCUAAGUUGGGUUCAUCGUGUUGGCUGGUUGUCUGAUGAGCAUCAUUACGAACACCACAGAGGGUUUGGAGUUUUACUUUUACGUCUUUCUCUUGGUCAGGUGCAGGGAAACCGCCUCUGAGCAGCACCCCAGGGGCCCUUCCUCAAGCCCCAGGUGCUGCCUGCUCUGACCAGGAGUUCUAACAUUUUUGCUUUUGGUUCUUUUAAACUAGACAACAAACCCAGCAUUUAAAGUGCCAGAAGUAUAACUUUCUAAGGAGUGAAAAGGUUGUCACAUUAUAAAAUCUUARAUGUGAACGUGGGAAGCGUCAGUCAGUUUUAGUGGCAUGGCCUGUAAUGGUGGGUUGAUGGAUAUCAUUACAGACAAUGGCACCCAGUUUUAGGAAUGUGGAGAAAGGAAUUCCGUUGAUUCCGUGGAGGAAUCUGCAUAGCAGUAUGCAUUCGUUCUGUUAAGAGCAAAUACCUGAGAAGCACCUGCGCUGCCAGCGCGCCAGGGGAGCACCUAACGUAUCACAGGAGAGCACAGCCAGGGUGGCCGGGCGGCUGGGGCYGCUGUCAGAAGCAUACAGGUAUACUAUGCAAGUGUAUUCUGCCACAACCACUGUCUUUGUUACCUUUUUUUGAACAAGAUUAUAUCCAUUCUGCCUGACCCUGAGUUUUGGGAGCACCACAGUUGUCCUGGGAGUUGGUUUGUGUCCUGUAGGCCCUCUGACUUCCUGUUUUUAAAAUGGGUUCUGGCCCUGCUAAAUAAACACUAAGGUAGAUUGGUCUUUGAAGCCCACUAGUGGAGAGUGUCAAGGAAAGAAGCUAACGGCCAUGACAUCUGAUCGAUACCCGGUGGUGGGGAGUUCUAGACUGAUGUCUGACCGCAGUGACACCCGACGAGGACCAGCUCCACGGGUCAGGGUCUGCCUCUGAAGCAGGACCGGCCCUGUCGUCAGUGCUGCCGCCUGCUGCUGCUGCGGUGUCCAGGAAGCCUUCCAGAGCAGCAGCUCCUGAUCAGCAGCUCGUGAUCURCAGCUCGUGACGAUCGGAAUCACCCAGAAUAUUUAAAAAUAUUUAAAUUGUGAACCUAUUGAUAGAGAAUAUUUAUAAACACUGAUCUAUAGGCCUGUACUAAUCUCUACGCGUUAGCAAUACUGACUGUAAGCCUACAUUAAGGAAACCAUUGUGGGGACAGUGAGUGUCCCGUAGGUGCGUGUUUUAAAGCUCCAUUCGGAGACACAGGUACCAUGUCCGUUCCCGUCAUGGUGAACCAAAUGAAUUGGUCUGGCUGCCACUGUGGUCACGUGCUGCAGGUUAACAAAAAGAUAUCAUGUUUUGAUUUUCUUUUGUGUGUGGACAACAAUG
Urocitellus parryii (Arctic ground squirrel) is the source of this 4275-nucleotide messenger RNA. RefSeq names its product terminal nucleotidyltransferase 4A (gene Tent4a). Gene Ontology annotation, cellular component: TRAMP complex; nucleolus. The record is from RefSeq and is a predicted model, not a curated record. Gene Ontology annotation, biological process: polyadenylation-dependent ncRNA catabolic process; RNA 3'-end processing. NCBI's taxonomy places the organism in Eukaryota, Metazoa, Chordata, Mammalia, Rodentia, Sciuridae. Gene Ontology annotation, molecular function: mRNA binding; poly(A) RNA polymerase activity.